Podospora bellae-mahoneyi is the source of this 636-nucleotide messenger RNA. RefSeq lists its product as uncharacterized. Bases 274 to 636 code for a protein of 120 amino acids. The transcript has 2 exons. The record is from RefSeq and is a predicted model, not a curated record. NCBI's taxonomy places the organism in Eukaryota, Fungi, Ascomycota, Sordariomycetes, Sordariales, Podosporaceae.
GAACCUCACGGUCCGGCAGUGUCUGGCUGCAGCUAUAACAAGCGUCCUGGCAGAGCCGUUUUCGUCUCGAGUGCCCAAGCAAAAACCGGUCGUCGGACGAACUCAAGCGACUCUCAGUUCGUCUGGAGCAUCCAAAAGGCCAAAGCUUGCCGCUUUCCCGAAGACAGUCAUCCAAUUCCUGAUGCCAGUCCUGGGUAUCCCUGGGGCAUCAUCCCAUCCAUUCCUGGGACUGACUGGUCAUGUCAGUGAAUAACCGCCGUUUUCGCAAGAGAAAUGGAAAAAAUCUGGGGUAGACAUUGCAAUCUACAGGCCGCAGAGAGGGCAAUAUCUCGCAGCAUCGGGAUUCGCCUGGAUGAUUUGAGCCUGUGGGUAGUAUUCCCAAGCUGGACGCAACACCGGACAGUGUGGGACAAGCGAGACGGCUGGUCAGAUUUGUGCUAUGGCGAAAUGAAGUGUGAAGGAAACGUUUGGCAUUGCGCAAAGCCACGAGAAGAGAUCAGGAGAGAUGACAUCGUACCUGUGUACGCAGUAGUUCGUGCUGCCGGAGCGGAGCAUCUGAUGCAGAGCGUUCGUUCGGUUGAUAUGCGCAGGCCGCAGGAGAGAAGGCAGGAGGUGGCAGGUGGCUGCUAUAAUUAA